CAUAAUUAAUUUUAUUUAUUUAAAUUGAAUAGGAAUAAAUUAAAAAUGUUAAGAUCAUUUUCAAAAGUUUUAAAAUCAAACAACAGUGCUAAUGGCAUUAGAUCAUUCUGUUCAGAAUCAAAAGUUUCAGGUCAUGUUAUUGGUAUUGAUUUAGGCACUACCAAUUCAUGUGUUGCCGUUAUGGAUGGUGCUGAUGCUCGUGUUUUAGAAAAUGCUGAAGGUGGUCGUACCACUCCAUCAGUUGUUGCCUUCACUGAAGAUGGUCAAAAAAUUGUUGGUUUACCAGCUAAAAGACAAAUGGUUACUAAUGCCGAAAACACAUUAUUUGCCACCAAACGUUUAAUUGGUCGUCGUUUCGAUGAUCCAAUGACCAAAAAAGAUAUGACUAUGGUCCCAUAUAAAAUUGUUAGAGGUCCAAAUGGUGAUGCUUGGGUUGAAGUUAAAGGUAAAAUGAUUUCACCAUCAGAAGCUGGUGCUAUGGUUCUCCAAAAGAUGAAAGAAACCGCCGAAACCAAUUUAGGUGGUCCAGUUACCAACGCUGUUAUUACCGUUCCAGCUUAUUUCGAUGAUGCUCAACGUCAAGCUACCCGUGAUGCUGGUACAAUUUCAGGUUUAAAUGUUCGUCGUAUUAUCAAUGAACCAACUGCUGCUGCUUUAGCUUAUGGUUUCAAGAAAGAAGAUCCAAAGACUGUUGCUGUUUACGAUUUAGGUGGUGGUACAUUUGAUAUUUCAAUUUUAGAAAUUGUCGGUGGUGUUUUCGAAGUACGUGCUACUAAUGGUGAUACUUUCCUUGGUGGUGAAGAUUUUGAUAACGAAUUACUCAAAUAUUUCAUUGAAGAAUUCCAAAAAGAAAAAGGUAUUGAUUUAUCAAAGGACAGCAUGGCCACUCAACGUUUAAGAGAAGCUGCUGAAAAAGCCAAGUGCGAACUUUCAUCAACCAUCCAAACUGAAAUCAAUCUUCCAUACAUCAGUGCCGGUCCAUCAGGUCCAGUCCAUUUCAACAUGAAAUUAACUCGUAGCAAAUUCGAAUCACUCGUCUCUAAAUUAAUUGAUAGAACCGUCGAUCCAUGCAGAACCUGUCUUAAAGAUGCUUCAAUGAACAUCAACGAAAUCAACGAAGUCAUUUUAGUCGGUGGUAUGACUCGUAUGCCAAAAGUUCAAGAAUUAGCUAAAACCGUUUUCGGUAAAGAACCAUUCAAAGGUGUUAACCCAGAUGAAGCUGUCGCUGUUGGUGCUGCUAUUCAAGGUGGUGUCCUCAAAGGUGACACUAAAGGUAUUGUUUUAGUCGAUGUUACUCCACUCUCACUUGGUAUUGAAACUCUCGGUGGUGUCUUCACUAGAUUAAUUAAAAAGAACACUAAUAUCCCAGCCUCAAAGACUGACGUUUUCUCAACUGCUUCAGAUGGUCAACAAGAAGUCGAAAUUAAAGUAUUCCAAGGUGAAAGAGAAAUGGCCGUUGAUAACAAACUCCUCGGUAAAUUCACUUUAUUCGGUCUCCCACCAUUACCAAAAGGUGUUCCACAAAUUGAAGUCACUUUCGAUAUUGAUGUUAAUGGUAUGUUACAAGUCAUCGCUAAAGACAAAGCAACUGGUAAAGCCCAACAAAUUAGAAUCCAAACCUCUGGUGGUUUAAGCAAAGACGAUAUUGCUCGUAUCCUUAAAGAAUCAGAAAUGAACGCUGAAGUCGAUCGUAAACGUAAGGAAUUAGUCGAAGCCCGUAACAAUGGUGAAAGUGUUGUCUAUCAAGUCGAAAAAGAUUUAGUUGAAUUCAAAGAUUACUUAAAUGCUCAACAAAACGAUGAAAUUAAAGCUCAAGUUCAAGUUGUUCGUGAUGCCUUAACCAAAGAAGAUGGUUCAGCUAUUGAAUCUGAAAUUAAAAAAUUACACGAUAUGACUCGUUCAUCAUUCGAAGCUGCCUACAAAGCUAAAAUCUCACAAUCAAACAGCACCAACAAUAACAACAACAACCAAUCAAACAACACCCAAGAAGCUGAUUUCACCGAAAAGAAAAACUAAACUAAAUUAAAUAAUAAUAAUAAUAAUAAUAAUACAUAAAUUCUUUUUUUUUUUUGUCAUAUAAAAAAGUUAGUUUACAGAAAAAAUGAUUAUCAUCAUUUAAAUUUCAAUUUUAUUUUUAAAUUUUAAAAAAAAAAAAAAAUAAAAAUUUU
Molecule: messenger RNA, 2168 nt
Organism: Dictyostelium purpureum
Lineage: Eukaryota; Evosea; Eumycetozoa; Dictyosteliales; Dictyosteliaceae
Exons: 2
Coding region: 46-2016 (656 amino acids)
Biological process (GO): cellular response to unfolded protein; protein refolding
Cellular component (GO): mitochondrion; cytoplasm
Molecular function (GO): ATP binding; heat shock protein binding; misfolded protein binding
Source: RefSeq, a predicted model, not a curated record